This is a messenger RNA of Gaeumannomyces tritici R3-111a-1, 999 nucleotides long. RefSeq lists its product as hypothetical. The record is from RefSeq and is a predicted model, not a curated record. Bases 1 to 999 code for a protein of 332 amino acids. The transcript is spliced from 6 exons. NCBI's taxonomy places the organism in Eukaryota, Fungi, Ascomycota, Sordariomycetes, Magnaporthales, Magnaporthaceae.
AUGUUCGAGACGAUCAUGCCAAGAGGGGUUGCUAAGGAAGAGAUGCCUCGAGGCCGUCGCGAGAAGGAGGCCGAGACGAUAGAGGUGCUCAGCUUAGCCAGCCUGGCCCCGCUGCAUCGAUCACGGGCCAUGUGCUGGCCCAGCGAGAGCACCCAGGGAGCUUCCGAAAACAUGGCCGAUGAUGGCAUGCACUCGCUCGGUACCGCCGGGCUGCGUGAGGGCCCGCGAUGGGGGAAGGCUGCUACUUCAGUCACUCCCCCUCCCCCCGGACUGGGCCUGGGGGUAGUGUCGGCUGCACGGUCAGGCGGCGUCCAGCUCCAGGUAUCCUGGCGACUCAGAUCCCUGUUGGUGGAGAAUGGAGGUGGUCGGGCCUCUGCGGUGCCUGGGCCAAGCGUGCGUGACAAAGAAGCACUCACUUGUCCAGGCAAGGCCCUGGGACUUUGGGCGGCUCCAUUGGCAGCACACAAGGCAAUCCCUAGUGCCAGGUGGCCCACUGAGAUGCAGCAACGCUGCAGCAACAAGUCGUCGAGCUCCUCCACGACUGGCGCCCCAGAGCCUGCUAUUCGUCGGCCUUGUGGUGCUGUGGAAGCGGGAGUGCUGGGCCAAGGAACUGUCCACCUGCCCCCCCUCGCCGCCUUCGACCGCUCGCGCUUUUGGGGAUCGGGGCCCCGGCUCCACCUGCGUGCAACCCGGCCAGCACCCGCCAGCACAAACUCUGGAGUGUCACAGUGGGGACUGGCCUCUCAGCUGCACGUCCGCGCGCUGAGUUGGGUGGCGCCCUGGGCCUACCUGGGCUUCACUCUUGUUCGCUUUGCCCACAGCGGCGGCCCGCCCGUCGCCUGGAAACAGAAAUCCGGCGACAUCAAGGACUCAUACAUCGCGGCCAUCGACCGCUCGCCGAUUGAGAUUUCGAGGAGGAACGAUCUGCCUGAGCCAAACGCAAUUAGCAUCCAUCGCAUAAGGACCAUCGCCAACCACCAUCUCCACUUGCUGGGCUAG